Messenger RNA from Cyclopterus lumpus (lumpfish), 1725 nucleotides. RefSeq names its product ATP-sensitive inward rectifier potassium channel 12-like. The record is from RefSeq and is a predicted model, not a curated record. Gene Ontology annotation, cellular component: plasma membrane. The transcript is spliced from 2 exons. The coding region runs from base 1 to 1725 and encodes 574 amino acids. Gene Ontology annotation, biological process: regulation of monoatomic ion transmembrane transport; potassium ion import across plasma membrane. Lineage: Eukaryota; Metazoa; Chordata; Actinopteri; Perciformes; Cyclopteridae. Gene Ontology annotation, molecular function: inward rectifier potassium channel activity.
AUGGUUGGAACUGCCCGCCCCAACCUACAUUACUGCCCUCGCAGACACAGCCUGAUGAUCACCGGUGCCAUGGGAGCGGUGCGAGUCAAUAGAUACAGCAUCGUUUCCACAGAUGAAGAUGCCCUGAAGAUCUCCAGCUUGGCCCUCCACAACGGCCACAGUCCUCUGACUCAGCAGACUCUGUCGGGGCCAUGCAUGCGGGCUGAGGAAGCAGGAGGAGAGUGUCCAGGCGGUGAUGAGGGAAGAGGGACUUUAUCUUUGAGAGUAACAAAUGAGCCCGUCGUCCACAACAGCUGCCGCGCUUCACCUUCAUGUCGUCUGGGCCUGGAUAUGGGCACCGGCCGCCUGCGCAGCCGCUUUGUGAAGAAGAAUGGCCAGUGCAACGUGGUGUUCAACAACAUGGAGGAUAAGCCACGGCGUUACCUGGCUGACAUUUUCACCACCUGCGUGGACAUACGCUGGCGCUAUCUGUUGCUCAUUUUCACCACCACCUUCCUUCUGUCUUGGCUGCUGUUUGGCGUGAUCUUCUGGGGCGUGGCGCUCAUUCACGGCGACUUUAGCCUUCGCAUACCUGCGAAGGAAGGGGAUCCUCGAAACAACGCAGGGGACAGAAAAGACGAAUGGCGGCCAUGUAUCCUCCACAUCCAGGGUUUCAUCGGGGCCUUUCUGUUCUCCAUAGAGACCCAGACCACCAUUGGAUACGGUUUCCGGUGCGUCACCGAAGAGUGCCCAGUCGCUGUGGUGACAGUGGUGGUCCAGUCCAUCGUGGGCUGUAUUAUUGACUCCUUCAUGAUCGGCACCAUCAUGGCAAAGAUGGUGCGCCCCAAGAAGCGGGCGCAGACCUUGCUGUUCUCGCAUUAUGCCGUCAUCGCCAUGCGAGACGGCAAGCUGUGCCUCAUGUGGCGCCUGGGCAACAUGCGCAAGAGCCACAUUGUCGAAGCACAUGUUCGCGCUCAGCUUAUUAAGCCGCACGUGACGGCGGAGGGCGAGUACCUCCCUUUGGAGCAAACGGACAUUGAUGUCGGCUAUGACGACGGGCUGGACCGGCUGUUUCUGGUGUCACCGCUGGUGGUGGUCCACGAGAUCAACAAGACCAGUCCUCUGUACAACCUGAGCCGCAACGACCUGCUCAAGGAAGACUUUGAGAUCGUGGUCAUCCUGGAGGGGAUGGUGGAGGCCACAGCUAUGACCACUCAGGCCCGCAGCUCCUACUUGUCCAAGGAGAUCCUGUGGGGUCACCGCUUUGAGCCGGUGGUCUUUGAGAAGGGUGACCGCUACCAGGUGGACUACUCCCGCUUCCAUAAGUCCUACGAAGUGCCAUCUACGCCUCACUGCAGUGCCAGGGAACUAAACCAGAUGAUGGGCCGUGGCAGGCAGUCCUCAUCCUCCAGCUCGAGUUACUCCCGGUCUCCCUCGCCAUUCCCACAGAGGGCAGCCCGCCACCUCCUGGGCCCUCACUCCCCCAGCGCUUUCUGCUACGAGAACGAGGUGGCCUUGUGCUGCGGGGACGACGAGGAGGACGUGAAAGAGGAGGCGGGGAUCCUGAACGUAAGAAGUGACAGAGAGGUAAAGAUAAGGGAUGACAUUCACUUGGGAUUCAAAGAGACAUUUGUGGAGGAGCAGAAGGUGGAGAUGCUGUGCGUUCUGGACUCAGAGAAUCAGAUCAGCCUUGACAGACUACAGUCCACCCUACCUUUAUACAUCAGCAGAGAGUCAGGGGUUUAA